Messenger RNA from Phalacrocorax carbo (great cormorant), 949 nucleotides. The record is from RefSeq and is a predicted model, not a curated record. NCBI's taxonomy places the organism in Eukaryota, Metazoa, Chordata, Aves, Suliformes, Phalacrocoracidae.
GCGCAUGCGCGCUGCGGGCCCGCUGCAGCGGUGGGGCGGGGGUGCACCCACGGGGGUCCGUGGCAGUGUAGUGGGUGCGGGACGUUGCAAGGGUGCACCCACGGGGGGGCCCACGGCGUUGCAGGGGUGCGCCGGUGGCAUCCGUGGGGGUGUCAGAGCCGCCGGCGCACGUCCUGGCCGAGGUGCUCUUCUGCCAGCCGGACAUGCCCUCGCUGGGGCUGGCGCUGGUCUUCGACGCCGACCAGCUCUUCUGGUUCAAUUUCCCCGGCUCCUGCUGGACCCCGCGUCUGCCCGACCUCCCGCCGUGGCCCCCCGCCGUGGAGACCCCCGCCCAGCUCCUCCAGGACGCCACGUUGUGCCAGGACCUGCGCCGCAGCCUCACCAGUCUGGCAACCGGCAAGCUGGCGGAGUUGAAGGGUAUCCCAAUGCCCAACGUCUUCCCGGCGCAACCGCUGGUGUUGGGUGAACCCAACACGCUGGUGUGUAUGGUGGGGAACAUCUUCCCGCCGGCGGUGGAGAUCAGUUGGCAGCUGAACGAUGUCCCCGUCACCCAAGGGGUCACCCACACCCACUACACCCCCACGGACGACGUGGCCUUCGUCCGCUUCUCCUACCUCCUGGUGACGCCCGCCGCCGGCGACAUCUACACCUGCAUCGUCACCCGCGAAAGGGACAACGUCUCCGUCAUCGCCUACUGGGUACCCCAAAACCCCGUCCCCUCCGAGGCGCUGGAGACGGCGCUGUGCGGCGCCGCCAUGGCUCUGGGCAUCCUCCUGGCGCUGCUCGGCAUCGCCAUGAUCCUGGUGGCACGGCGGAGCGCCCACGGUUGAGCAUGGGAUGGUGCAGAGGCCGGUGCUGCUCGGUGCAGGAGUGGAGAUGGCCGGGGGGCGGGGGGGAAGCCCCCCACCCCCCCCCAGUGCUACGAUUAAACCCCUCGUUUGUGUUUGCA